UUAACCCUCUUCUUCCGGCCAGUGAAACGGAGGAAAGCUAUCAAGAUCGGUUCAGGGACUCAGCGACGAGCUGGACAAGCUCAUUCUGAAGUAGUGGUCAACACUGGCAACGAAUUAUCACCAGAAGAUGCAGAACUAUUCGAGACACUUUGUGAGGAAAAUGAGCAAGGUUUGGAUGAGGGUCAACAAAUCCAUGACAUGCACAUUGCUGUCACUGUACGUAACCAAGCAAUCGAGGAGAUGAGAAGUAAGGGAGUCAUUCUACAGGAUGGUGAACUCCAGGAGGCAGAAAUGGUCUUGUAUAAGGUUGCAGGUCUUGCUAAACGAGUGAAUGACAAUGCCUUUCUGAAAGCUCGAUUCGAAUCUCUUGUUGAAGCAGCAGUAAAGGAUCAAGAUUCACCAAUUACUGGUGACAAACGUGUCUUAGCUCGUAGGGUUGCAACUCGGUGGAACUCAGACCUUGCAUGCUUGGACUCUUACUUUCUGUUAUAUCCGAUUGUUCAGCAGCUGACUGGAAUCAGAGAGUAUAAGCUUCAGAGCUUCAUACUCAGUGAUACACAGUUAGCUCUUGCAAGAGAGCUCAGAGAGGUACUUUCAAUUAUUGAGGAACCUACUUGUCUGUUUUCACAAGCAAAGGUUCCUCUUGUUGCAGAGGUCCUUCCAAUGCUUCUGGUUGUUCAACGAGCACUUAGGCAAGCAAGUGAGGAUCAGUCUCAACCACAUGUUUUCUGGAUUGCAGCACAUGCUGGGAGUAUUGUAUGUCAAAAGUACUAUGCUCUCAGUGAUGAAAGUGAGGUGUAUUACAUGGCUAUAGUUAUGUCUCCUGACAAGAAGAUGUCUUGGUUUCUUAAAGAGAAUUUCACACUUCAAGAAGUUACUGAGAUCCAGAAACUUGUGGUAUCACACUGGGAAGAGUCUUAUAAAAAGUACCAGCGUUCACUUGCUCAGUCAGUUGCAUUACAAAAUGCUCACUCAAAGGUAUUUUUUCAAACAUUUUCCAACACUUAUUCUAAUGUUUUCUUUUUAGAAUCGAUCUCGCUAUAUUGUUCAGGCAGAGGAGUCUUCAUCUAA
Molecule: messenger RNA, 1071 nt
Organism: Fomitiporia mediterranea MF3/22
Lineage: Eukaryota; Fungi; Basidiomycota; Agaricomycetes; Hymenochaetales; Hymenochaetaceae
Exons: 4
Source: RefSeq, a predicted model, not a curated record